UUGACAACAAUUGAAGUUCGAGCGCCAAAGAAAGAGCCCUUCAGUUUUGUUACAAAUUUUCACAAAAAUUGUUAAAACCGGCGAAGAUGAUGUUUUUCUUGUACAAUUUCUUUGUUGCACUGUUUUUAAAUGAGUGCAAUGGUGCUCCGGGGGGAAUAUUUGGUGGCGGAGGAUCCGGAAAGAGAUCUUUAAAAGAAUUUAACGUUGACGAUUUCAAGUACUCCGGCGACCCAGUUACAUUUGCUUGCGUAACCAUGGAAGACCAACAUGGAUUUGAUUUUUUCAAAAGUGAGAAUGGUAGUAUGCCGACAAAUCUAACAGAACAAUUGGAUAAUGGACGAAGUUUAUCAUUAUUUUUUCAUGGCGUUGGCAAUAUAGUCAGUUUCAAAUAUGGACUUUUGUUUGGAUUUGCACAAGAAUGGUUUUCUGAAUCCGAAAACAAUAUUUGUGUCGUGUCGUACGCUUACACAACGAAGCUAUCGAUCGGAUUACAAUUUAUUAGCAAUUUAAAUAAAAUGGUGACAACGAAACGUCUUGAAUUUGUGGCAAGGCUGGCACGUGACGUGGUAUUAGGAGUACGACAAAAAUGUUUAGCAACCCCUGAGAGGCAAUGUCUUCGACAUUUAUCACAGGUUGAUGUAAGUGGUUUUAGUUUUGGUGCUCAUGUUGCUGGACGAACUUGUGAGUACUUGGAAGAUAAGACUGGCGAAAAAGUCCGCAUGUUACUAGCUUUGGACCCGUCAAAAACCCCGCUUUUCAUGAGGAAACCUUCCAAGACCAUCAAAAAAGGACACGCCGACUAUGUUCAAGUCAUUCACACGUCAAUUGUUGGCAUUUCUGAUCCAAUCGGUGACACCGAUAUCUUUGUAAAGUAUACGGCCGAAUCAUUGUCGGAAACAUUCAAUGAUAAACAUUCGUUGGCUUUUUAUAUACAUGUUGCAACCGCAACCAAGCGACUUUAUUUAUUGGGCGAAGAAAAUGGAAAUGGUACAUUGGUAAGGAGGGGAAGAAAUGCUGAAUAUCCAGAACCAAAAUCAAAUGAAUGUCUUGUCGGGAUUUAUGGGAAACGAAUUGAAGGAAAUGUGGGAAGAGAAUUUGUUGUUUCUUUGAAAAAUCGUACCGAUCUUUUUCAACAAUCACUUGAUCGUUAUCACAACCAUUGGAUCUUUUUUGAACGAUAAAAGUAUAUGCGGUCGAUGCAAUGGAAUAAAAUUCAAUAAAGAAUUUGCAACUGUCAAUAUUCACGAUAUUUUUUAAUAUUUAUUGUGUGCUACCAUCACUAGUUUGAAUAAAUAAAUAAAGAGUCUUACGGGAGUAAGACGAACUUUUCCGCACUGUG
Molecule: messenger RNA, 1339 nt
Organism: Contarinia nasturtii (swede midge)
Lineage: Eukaryota; Metazoa; Arthropoda; Insecta; Diptera; Cecidomyiidae
Exons: 6
Coding region: 87-1181 (364 amino acids)
Molecular function (GO): lipase activity
Source: RefSeq, a predicted model, not a curated record